Molecule: messenger RNA, 1581 nt
Organism: Cyphellophora attinorum
Lineage: Eukaryota; Fungi; Ascomycota; Eurotiomycetes; Chaetothyriales; Cyphellophoraceae
Product: Carboxylic acid transporter-like protein
Exons: 4
Coding region: 1-1581 (526 amino acids)
Biological process (GO): plasma membrane lactate transport
Cellular component (GO): plasma membrane
Molecular function (GO): secondary active monocarboxylate transmembrane transporter activity
Source: RefSeq, a predicted model, not a curated record
AUGGCGCAGAAUUCUGAGAACGAGAAGACCGUGCGCUCGGGCUCGCCUUCUUCGUAUGAGCACCACCAACCUCAGCUGCAGCAACGACCUUAUGAUGAAGGUCACAUGUCGGCUGGUCGUUAUGCGGCCACACGCCUCACCACGCUCAAGCCACCUAUGGCAAAAGCUCCAAACCCGAUCACGUUGCUUCGAAUGCUCAAUUUCCAACAAUGGAUGUUUUUCCUAGUUGCGUUCCUUGCCUGGACUUGGGAUGCGUUCGACUUCUUCACCGUUUCGCUCACAGUUGAGCAACUGGCUGAGACCUUUGGGAAGACGAAUGCCGACAUUACGUGGGGUAUUACCCUGGUCUUAAUGUUUCGAUCCGUUGGCUCUACCAUCUUUGGUAUUGCCGCCGAUCGAUAUGGCCGCAAAUGGCCGUUCAUCAUUAACAAUCUCCUCUUCGUUGUCCUCGAGUUGGGUACCGGCUUCACCUCGAAUUACUCGUCUUUCCUGGCUGUGAGAGCUCUCUUCGGUGUCGCCAUGGGCGGUCUGUACGGCAAUGCGGCCGCGACAGCGCUCGAAGACUGUCCUGAUGCAGCACGUGGCAUCAUCUCUGGCAUGCUACAACAAGGCUAUGCUUUCGGAUAUUUAUUGGCCACAGCUUUCUCCCGUGGUCUCGUCGAUACGACAUCACACGGUUGGCGUCCGCUUUUCUGGUUCGGUGCCUGUCCACCAAUACUGAUCAUCCUCUUCCGUCUCUGCUUGCCCGAGACUCAGGCUUACCAACGCCGCCAGGCCCUACGCGAAGCUCGUGGUCCUGGUGUCGCUGGAACAUUCAUUAAGGAGGGCAAAGUCGCUCUGCGCAAGCACUGGAUGGUUCUGAUCUACCUUGUCUGCUUGAUGGCUGGCUUCAAUUUCAUGAGCCACGGCUCCCAGGAUCUCUACCCAACAAUGCUCAAGAAUCAAUACAAAUUCAACGCCAACAGAGUGACUGUCGUCCAGGUAGUAGCAAAUCUCGGAGCAAUGCUGGGAGGCACCACUGUCGGCUACUGCAGCCAGAUCUUUGGCAGACGUCUGAGCAUUAUUGUCAUGUCCGUCAUCGGUGGUGCGCUGCUAUACCCCUACACUUACACCUCUUCCAACGCCGUCAUCGCCGCCGCCUUCUUCGAGCAGUUCUGCGUUCAAGGCGCUUGGGGUGUCAUCCCCAUUCACUUGAUGGAGCUCAGUCCAGGAGCCUUCCGCACGUUUGUCGUGGGAACCAGCUAUCAGCUGGGCAACCUGGCUAGCUCGGCUAGCAGCACGAUCGAAGCGACUUUGGGCGAGCGAUUUCCGCUGCCGCCAACGACGCUGAAUGGGAAGCAGGUGAAGAGGUAUGAUUAUGGAAAGGUGAUCUGCAUCUUCAUGGGCUGUGUGUUCGCGUACGUUAUCGUUCUGACGUUCGUCGGCCCGGAGAAGAGGGGCAAGGAUUUGAGCGUGGAGGCUGAUGAAGAUGCUAUGGAGGUCAAUGCGGCUGGUCAACAUCACGGGCACGACGGGAAUCCAGGCUUGCACAGCAGUGAUGACGAGGAGAAGGCGGUCCGGCGGGAGAGGGAGCUGUCUUGA